Molecule: messenger RNA, 2115 nt
Organism: Hyaloperonospora brassicae
Lineage: Eukaryota; Oomycota; Peronosporomycetes; Peronosporales; Peronosporaceae
Source: the annotation of a GenBank genome assembly
AUGCUCUCGGCGCCGCCGUCCACCACGUCCUCGGGCGACAGCAUAUCGCCCCGCCUCAGCCACGUGAGCUCCGUGCCCAGUGCGUUCUCUGCGCCGUUGCUGCAGACAGAUCAGAUCGGGUCGCUGGCUGGACUGUUCCCCGGUUCCCAGCUGGGCAUCCUAGCCUCGGGAGCGCUGGACAAGCGACGGGACGGCGCUGUACGGGGUGGCUGGACCAAGCGUCUCUUUGUGCUGUCCACGCGCAGUGUGCACUACUACCGCAAGACAGAGGAGGCGGAGCUCUUUGGCAAAGAGCGCGGCCACGUACUGCUGGCCGACAUUUCGUACUCGAAGGUCGUGCUGCCGACUGACGCUCCUGCUGGUGCUGUUGAGCCUGGACGCGUGUCGUAUUACAUUGCCGUACUGUCGAAACGAAAGACGCUGUUACUGUUUCUGCGCGCGGACUCGCUCGAGUAUGCUAGCAGCUGGGUCAGCAUUAUCAACAAUGCCGUGCAUACGGCGAAAAGCGUCGACUUUGCGCCACGAUGGACAGCAGAGACUAUGCAGAUGUUUGUUUCAGCGACUUCCGGCAACGACGAAGAGAUCGAAGAAGUAGUGGCGGAAUCACCUACGAAGAUGGAAACGGCGACGACGCCCGUUACGCGUCCGAUACCUUCCGUGCUUGUCGUUAGUAUGAUCGUUGGACAGUCGAGCGUAUCGGACUCGAUGGAACGGCUAGUCAAGCGAAAUAUUGAGCUUUGUACGGAACUGCAGCUGGGUGUAUUCGAGCAAAAGGACGUGUGUGUUAUCAUGCUGAGUGACGGUGAAGAGAUCCGCGUUUCGCGGUACAUGCUGGGAAACGAUAUUGAAAGUCUACUUACAAGCACCAAGCAGCUUGACCUGACGACUCCAGUACGCAGUCAAUUACCGCGAUCUCAGACCAUGUCGAUGUCCCGAGUAUCGGUUUCUUUCCGAUGCGUACGGCCCCCCCCAGUACCUAUUGCACGACGAGAGUCGAGCCCCCAGCCAGUGAUGUCGUCGCUACCAUCGACGUUCACUGUGACUUUUCCCGGCAUGUUAGGCGGACUCUUCCUGAUAUGCUGUUUGGUGUCUUCUUACUGCGCGGCACCUUUUGUCGGGCUAAUGAAGAUCACGAUCGUGCUCGGCUUUGUCCUCUCUGUCUCGCAAAUCGCGCAGUUCGUCAUUUGUUUAUCGGAUGGCCAGAGCCGCAAGCGCUUGAGCUACGUUUUGCUACCGAUUUGCGGGUCUCGAAAAGCUGUGUCUACAGUGGAAAAUGAACUCGUAUACUACUUGACGAUCAACAAAGUCGAAGUGAAAGAAGUAGAUCAAUUUGGCGAGAUCGCACUGCCCGACACGGCGUCAUCUGUAGCGAUUGCAAGUGACCCUUCGGAGACUGAAGUGAAAGCAAUCAGUGGUGGACCGAUCGCGUUUUCACCUCGCUUUAUUGCCGCUGAAAAGGGCGAUGUCGCAAAGGGCCGAGCAAGGUACCUGGCUACGCUGGAGUGGCGCAAGAGCAGCGGCAUCGACGACAUCUUGGUGAGGCCGCAUCCAAACUUUGAAAUUAUCAAAAAGUAUUACCCCCAGUAUUUCCACGGCAGGAGCCGCGAGGGUCUACCCGUAUACUAUGAACGGCCAGGAAAAAUCGAUCUCGCAGCACUCAAGCGUGAAGGACUCUCGAUGGAUGAUCUGCUGCGUCAUUAUACGUACGUGACAGAGUACCUCUGGCGCGUGGUCGAGCCAGACGACGCAGGUCGCUCGAUCACGGUGCUGGAUGUGACGGGUAUCGGCAUGUACGACCUCGGCGGAGAGGUGCUGGACUUUAUCAAGCGCGCGUCUGCGUUCACGGGUGCCCAUUACCCCGAGCGUAGUGCCCACAUUCUAAUCAUCAACAUCCCUGGCUGGUUCAACAUGGUUUGGCGCAUCGUGAAGCCGGUGAUCGACCCUGUAACACGCGAAAAGGUCCACAUGCUCAAAGGGGGCUCUGCCAUUCUCCGCGAGCUGGAGAAAUUGAUUGACAUCAGGAACAUUCCGUCGGACUUUGGAGGCGAGAGUGCAGCGUUGGGUGACUCAAUGGAAGAGCAGGCGUUAGCAACGCACGUGAAGAAGUACCUGUGA